Molecule: messenger RNA, 2260 nt
Organism: Alligator sinensis (Chinese alligator)
Lineage: Eukaryota; Metazoa; Chordata; Crocodylia; Alligatoridae
Gene: NFIX
Product: nuclear factor I X
Exons: 10
Coding region: 422-1747 (441 amino acids)
Biological process (GO): regulation of transcription by RNA polymerase II
Cellular component (GO): nucleus
Molecular function (GO): RNA polymerase II cis-regulatory region sequence-specific DNA binding; DNA-binding transcription factor activity, RNA polymerase II-specific
Source: RefSeq, a predicted model, not a curated record
CCGGUGCACCUUUGUCUGGCUCCUGGCAGGGGCGUGUCGCCUCGUUCGGGCCGUGGCCGCAGGUACCCGCACAGCCAGGCCCCAGCGAGCACCUUGACAUGCCGCAGCUCCGUGUAUGUGUGUUGCGUGUGCGUGUGUGCAAGGGGGAGACUUGGCAGGCAAACAGUGCCGCAGCCGGCUUUAUCAUAGCACAACCGGGUGGCAGUAGGUUUGGGAUGGGGGGUGGGGGGAAUGCAGGCCGUCGCCCCCAUCGCAGCCCUCCCUCCCUCCCAGCCACACGCGCGCGGCGUUGGCAGCCGGCUCAGGAGCUGGGAGCCUGACAGUGUGGUGUGGGCCUGGCUGCGGGCGCCAGGAGAGCGCCACGGCUCAGCUUGCCGCUGGGCUGGCCGGCUGCUCUAGGCGCACUGCCUUGGGCCCCAGGAUGCUGCGAUACUACAGCCACGGGGGCCAUGAUGAAUUCCACCCCUUCAUCGAGGCCCUCCUCCCUCACGUCCGUGCCUUCUCCUACACCUGGUUCAACCUGCAAGCCCGCAAGCGCAAGUACUUCAAGAAGCAUGAGAAGCGGAUGUCCAAGGACGAGGAGCGCGCUGUGAAGGAUGAGCUGCUGGGCGAGAAGCCUGAGAUCAAGCAAAAAUGGGCGUCCCGGCUCCUGGCCAAGCUGCGCAAAGACAUCCGCCCCGAGUUCCGCGAGGACUUCGUGCUGACCAUCACCGGCAAGAAGCCGCCUUGCUGCGUCCUCUCCAACCCCGACCAGAAAGGCAAGAUCCGGCGCAUCGAUUGCCUGCGGCAGGCCGACAAGGUGUGGAGACUGGACCUGGUUAUGGUCAUAUUGUUCAAAGGGAUCCCCCUCGAAAGUACUGAUGGGGAGCGGUUGUACAAAUCACCGCAGUGCUCAAACCCAGGCCUCUGCGUCCAGCCCCACCACAUUGGAGUCACAAUUAAAGAACUGGAUCUUUACUUGGCGUAUUUUGUUCACACUCCUGAAUCCGGACAAUCAGACACUUCAAACCAGCAAGGAGAUGCGGACAUCAAACCACUGCCCAACGGGCACCUGACCUUCCAGGACUGCUUCGUGAGAGAGCUUGCGCACAUUGCUCAGGAGAGGGCAGGGCCAUGCGCGCCCGUGGCCACGGCCUCGGGCCCUAACUUCUCACUGGCGGAUCUGGAGAGCCCCAGCUACUACAAUAUCAACCAGGUGACCCUGGGUCGGCGCUCCAUCACCUCGCCACCCUCCACCAGCUCCACCAAGCGCCCGAAGUCGAUCGACGACAGUGAGAUGGAGAGUCCCGUGGAUGAUGUCUUCUACCCUGGCACCAGGCCCUCCCCUGCCGCUGGCAGCAGCCAGGCCAGCGGUUGGCCCAAUGACGUGGACGCAGGACCGGCGUCUUUAAAGAAGUCCGGGAAGCUGGACUUCUGCAGCGCCCUGUCCACCCACACCAGCUCCCCGCGAAUGGCUUUCAGCCACCACCCGCUGCCCGUCCUGGCUGGAGUCCGACCAGGCCGCCCCCGGGCCACAGCCUCGGCCCUGCACUUCCCCUCGACGUCCAUCAUCCAACAGUCCAGCCCCUACUUCACCCACCCGACCAUCCGCUACCACCACCACCAUGGACAGGACUCGCUCAAGGAGUUUGUGCAGUUUGUCUGCUCUGACGGCUCCGGGCAGGGUGCCGGGCAGCAUUCGCAGCGCCAGGCUCCUCCACUGCCAACCGGUUUGUCGGCAUCGGACCCCGGGACGGCAACUUUCUGAACAUCCCCCAGCAGUCUCAGUCUUGGUUCCUCUGAUGGAAUCUCCCAGGGAGAGACCCCCUGCGCCCCCAUCCCCACCGCCCGCGGGCACCUCCGUCCAGACCUGGGGUCCCCACCUGCUCGCUUGCCCCCACGCGCUGGAGCCAACCACCACCGACGAGGUCUGUGCCCUCCAACCUGGAGACUCCCAACGCCUCCUGGACCUGCUGGCACCAGCCCCUGUGGCAGCUUGGGUUGGGGGGGACCACGCCCCCUGGCCCAGACCCAGCAGCAUCCAGGGCUCAGGGUGCUUAUGUGUGCUGGGAGCAAGCUCCCCCUGCCAUCCGCAAGCAGGGCUGCUGAGGAUUCUGGACAUUUCCCAGCAUGCUCAGCAGCCAAAACCUGGGGUGGGGGCGGCCAGAGGCUUCUCCCAGCAAACAUAAGCACCAGGACCUGGGAGCGGUGUUUGGCUCCCUGCAUGCCAGCCCCCCUCCCCUCCACAGGGGAGGGGGCACCAGUACAACCAGAUACCAGG